Protobothrops mucrosquamatus (brown spotted pit viper) is the source of this 382-nucleotide messenger RNA. Its product is annotated as cofilin-1-like. The transcript has 2 exons. Gene Ontology annotation, biological process: actin filament fragmentation; cell motility; actin filament severing. The annotation marks the transcript as partial. Lineage: Eukaryota; Metazoa; Chordata; Lepidosauria; Squamata; Viperidae. The record is from RefSeq and is a predicted model, not a curated record. Gene Ontology annotation, molecular function: actin filament binding. Gene Ontology annotation, cellular component: cytoplasm; actin cortical patch; actin cytoskeleton.
UCUGGGGUCACCGUCUGUGACAAAGUCAUCCAGGUCUUCAAUGACAUGAAGGUGCGCAAACACGCCCCCCAGGAGGAGCAGAAGAAGCGCAAGAAGGCCGUCAUCUUCUGCCUGAGCGAGGACAAGAAGAAGAUCAUCCUGGAGGCCGGGAAGGAGAUCCUGGUGGGCGACCUGGGAGACACCGUCGACGACCCCUACCUGCACUUCGUCGCCAUGCUGCCCCCCAGCGACUGCCGCUACGCCCUCUACGACGCCACCUACGAAACCAAGGAGAGCAAAAAGGAAGACCUGGUCUUCCUCUUCUGGGCACCGGAGAGCGCUCCUUUGAAGAGCAAGAUGAUCUACGCCAGCUCCAAGGAUGCCCUCAAGAAGAAAUUUCCAG